This is a messenger RNA of Capsicum annuum, 4012 nucleotides long. RefSeq names its product nucleolin 2. Bases 173 to 3592 code for a protein of 1139 amino acids. The transcript is spliced from 11 exons. Gene Ontology annotation, cellular component: nucleus. Gene Ontology annotation, molecular function: mRNA binding. The record is from RefSeq and is a predicted model, not a curated record. NCBI's taxonomy places the organism in Eukaryota, Viridiplantae, Streptophyta, Magnoliopsida, Solanales, Solanaceae.
AUUUUGUAUCGUAUCAAACGCACCCAAAAAUAAGUACUCUCACUACCAUUUUCCGUCGGUGUGUGUAUUCGUGUCCUCCUCUGCGCAUUUAUCUACUCUUCAAAAGCUCACAAACUUCAUCUAUUUUUCCCUUCCAAUUCCAACUUUUUAUCUAUCAAUCAGUCAAUCAAUUAUGAGAACUCGAAGCGCCGAUAAGAAGUCUGCCGUGAAAAAUCAAACCCCUAUCGAGCCGCCUGCCGAACCGAAACGUACUCCUUCUAGGGCUAAGCAAACUAGGGACGUUGCGUCCAAAAGCACACCACCAGCUGAAGAAGCAAAAGCUUCAGAUGCAGAUGAGGCUGUUCAAUCAACACCAGUAGCAAAAACCGCUUCAGGUAGGAAAGCUGCUCGAAGGGCUGUGAGGAAGGUGGUAAAGAAAAGUCCUGCUUCUUCUAAAACUAAUUUGGAUAAAACACCUAGAUCAGAAGAUGCUGGAAUGGCAAUGCUUGAAGAUUCUGUCGAAGAGAAGGAUGCAACAGUCUCAAAGGAUGAUCAUUUCAAAGAGAAAGAUGCAGAAGAAUCAAAGGAAUGUGUUAAGGAGGGAGAUACAGAGGACUCGAAGGAAGAUCAUGUGAAGGAGGAAGAUGUACUGGAAUCAAAGGAAUCUAUCAAGGAGGAAGAGACAGAGGACUCAAACCAAGUUCCUGUCAAGGAGGACCCAAAGGAAGAUCCUGUCAAUGAGAAAGAUCUACAGGACCCAACGGAAGACGCUGCGAAGGAGAAAGAUGGAGAAGACUUAAAGGAAGAUAUUGUCAAGGAGGGAGAUGCAGAGGACUCAAUAGAAAAUGAUAUGAAGGAGAAAGAUGCAGAGGAUUCAAAGGAAGAUCUUGUCACGGGGGAAGCUGCAGAGGACUCAAAGGAACCCGUGAAGGAGAAAGAUGCAGAGGACUCAAAAGAAAAUGCUAUGGAGGAGAAAGAUGCAGAGGAGUCAAAGGAAGAUCUUGUCAUGGGGGAAGCCGCAGAGGACUCAAAGGAAUAUCUUGUGAAGGAUGAAGAUGCAGAGGGUUUAAAGGAAGAUGUUGCGAAGGAGAAAGAUGGCGAGGAGUCGAAGGAAGAUUUUGAUAAGGAAGAAGAUGCAGAGGACUCAAAGGAAAAUCCGGUGGAGAAACACGCAGAAGGCUCAAAGGAAUGUCCUGUCAUGGAGGAAGAUGCAGAGGACUCAAAGGAAGAUCCUGCCACAGAGGAAGAUGCAGAGGACUCAAAGGAAGAUCCUGCCACAGAGGAAGAUGCAGAGGACUCAAAGGAAAAUCCUGUCAUGGGGGAAGAUGCAGAUAAUUCAAAGGAAGAUCCUGUUAAGGAGAAAGAUGCAGAGGACUUAAAUGAUGCAGGACCAACAUCCAUGUAUGAGACAAAUGAGGAAAUUGAAGAAUCUUCAAAUAACUUAGUGGCCACAGCAAAAAAUGUUGGUGAUUCCGUGAUGGAAGAUCAAAAUGAAAAGGAGGAGGAACACGCAGGUGAUGCACAGGAAGAAUCUUCAAAUAACUUAGUGGCCACAACAAAAAAUGAUGGUGAUUCCGUGAUGGAAGAUCAAAAUGAAGAGGAGGAAGAACAGGCAGGUGAUGCACAGGAGGAGCCAGCUCAAAAUACUUUAAUGUAUCUAGAUGAAGUUACCGUUGUCACUGAUGUGAGAUUGCCAGAAGAAAUUGGCCACAGUGAGAGAACUUCUGAAAAUCAGGAACCUACUGUUACAUAUGUCAAAUCUCAGGAGCCUAUUGUUGAGGAUAUGAAAUCUUUAGACAGUCAGGGACUUGUUACAACCGAGCUGAAAUCUCAGGAGAGUGAAGGAUCUAAUAAAGGAAAAGAAGGAUUGGAGUUGAGGGGAGAAAAGGAUGAUGGUUCAACUCCUACAGGGGGUGAUGUAAAUGCACAGUGUGCAGAAAAUAGAAUGGAGGAAGAUACAGAUAGGAAGAUGAAAGGAAAGUAUAUUUCUCUUGACGAAGCUGGUGAAGAUAAAAUAGAGGCUUUUGCUGAUCAAGAAAAUGAUGAAGAAUAUGUGGAAGAUGAUGAACCUGAGCACUGUGAAGAAGCCGAGACGUUGGAAGAUGAGCGUGCUCAAUUGAAUGCUCUUACAAAGGAAAGAAAGAAGAGGAAAGAGCUGGAAGUAUUUGUUGGUGGGUUAGACCGUGAUGCUGUGGAGGAGGAUCUGAAAAGGGCGUUCCAGCAUGUUGGGGAGGUUAUUGAUGUUCGAAUGAACAAAGAGUUGUCAACAAACAAGAACAAGGGAUAUGCCUUUGUGAAGUUUGCAACUAAGGAGCAAGUUAGCCGUGCUUUGGCUGAAAUGAGAAAUCCAGUUAUUCGGGGAAAGCGAUGCGGGACUUCUCCAAGUGAGGACAAUGACACCUUAUUCUUGGGAAACAUUUGCAACACAUGGACAAAGGAAGCCGUGAGACUAAAGCUGAAAGAUUAUGGUGUAGAAGGUGUUGAAAACAUUAAUCUGGUGGCUGAUCCGAAACGUGAAGGUUUGAGUCGUGGCUUUGCGUUUCUCGAGUUCUCUUGUCACACUGAUGCCCUGACGGCGUACAAAAGGCUUCAAAGACCUGAUGUUGUUUUUGGUCACUCUGAGAGGACUGCCAAAAUAGCUUUUGCUGAACCUUUACGUGAUCCAGAUCCAGAGGUAAUGGCUCAAGUGAAGUCUGUAUUUAUUGAUGGACUCCCUCCUUAUUGGGAUGAAGAUCGCGUCCGUGAAAAAUUUAAAUGUUUUGGGGAGAUUGCGAGAAUAACGCUAGCCAGGAAUAUAUCAACAGCAAAGCGGAAGGAUUUUGGAUUUGUUGAUUUCGGGUUACAUGAAGCUGCUGUUGCUUGCGUUGAGGGCGUUAAUAACACAGAGCUUGGUGAUGGGAAUUUGAAGGCAAAAGUGCGAGCCAGGCUUUCAAAUCCUCAACCAAAAACUCAGGCUGUGAAAGGUGGAAUGUCUGGAGGGUUCCGGAUUAGCCGUGGUCCCAUGGGAAGGGGCUUUCUGCGAGGACAUAGUUUUGGUAGAGCUAUUUUUCCGCGUGGUAGGGGAUUUCACCCUCGUAGACCUGGUCAUGUCGGUAGAAUGGGCUUCACUGAGCAUGAGUUUGGGAGCCCUUAUCCUCCUUUCCGUGGAAGGUCAAACGCUGGACGAGGUGGGAGGUGGAAUUUCAGUGGCGCUCAUCCAGUAUCUAGUGAGGGUCCAAUGUUUGUUGAUAGAAUGAGGCAUCAAGACAGAGGCCAUGCUGAUGAUGCCUUCUUUAGGAGACAACAAUUUCCUAUUGAAGGACUUAACAGGCCAUUCAUGGAUAGGCGAUUUGAGGACCGUUACCAUUAUGAUAACACUAACCAUGGAUUAAAGAGGCCCUUUUCUAUGACAGACCCGAAUCCGGAUUAUUUGGGGCCUAGCAGACGUCCUCGGUUUGAUCAUUCAGAUUCUGCAAGUUCUCUUCAAGGAGAUCGUUAUAGAGAUAAUUUUCCUCCCGGUGGCGAUCUCUACACACGUGAUUAUUAUGGCGCUGACUAUGGGAGAGGCCAAUAUCCAUCUUUCUAUGGAGGUGGUCGUCCAUAUGGUCGUGGUUAUGGUCGUGGUCAUUAUUAGUCUUGAUGAGCAUUUGAUGUCUUCAGAUGGUAGAAUGUUCUUCUUGACAAUGGAAUGGGAUUUUUCUGGUGCAGCACAAAAAGGAAAGAGAAUCAGGCCUUUAACUUCUUUCCCUGUCAUUUAAUGUUCAUCUCUCUUCUUUUUUCCUCCGCUGUAAUGUCUUGCUUUUGGCUGUCUCCAUGUUUCUUAGUUUAGAUUGUGCCUCUUUUGGGGGCAUCAAUCCGGAUAUGGCAUUAUGCCUGUUAGAUGAAGCUUAACUAGUAACGAGCUCCUUCUGCUCUAGAUAGAAGCAGUGUUAUGGGGUAGUGGAUAUGACUAUUAAGAUAAGGCAACUUUCCUACAAGCAUUCAUUUUUGCUGGAAUAGUUAUAUGUGUUGAGACCUUCAUUGUGACAGAUUCAUAUAUGGGUGUCUUACUGUA